Myxocyprinus asiaticus (Chinese sucker) is the source of this 3898-nucleotide messenger RNA. RefSeq names its product tubulointerstitial nephritis antigen-like 1 (gene tinagl1). The coding region runs from base 145 to 1566 and encodes 473 amino acids. The transcript has 12 exons. Gene Ontology annotation, biological process: proteolysis. Gene Ontology annotation, cellular component: lysosome. NCBI's taxonomy places the organism in Eukaryota, Metazoa, Chordata, Actinopteri, Cypriniformes, Catostomidae. Gene Ontology annotation, molecular function: cysteine-type peptidase activity; peptidase inhibitor activity. The record is from RefSeq and is a predicted model, not a curated record.
CAGAAGGCAGAGUGAGUGAGAGAGAGAGAGAGAGAGAGAGAGAGAGAGUGUGUGUACAACUGUGUUAAAGUACUUUCACAUGGAGUUGAUUUUUCCACUGGAUAUAACGCAGGAAGGAAUUUAAUUCACUCAGCAAGGUAAGCAAUGUCAAAGCUUUUGAUGCUCAUCACACUGCUCCCCCUGCUGUUGGAAUGGGGGAUGUCGGUACGCACUCAGUCCCGCACUAAGAGAGAACUGGCCAGCCCGCUGCACCUGAGGGGGAUCCGGGAUCCCUUAGGCUCUUACUGCCAGGAGAGAGGAGGCUGCUGCCCAGGCAGAAAUGACCAGUGCACUGUGCCUUACCUGGACACCAUCUGUUACUGUGACCUGUUCUGCAACCGCACUGUGUCCGACUGCUGUCCCGACUUCUGGAGCCACUGCCUGGGAACAACUCCUCCAUAUCCUCCCAGUUCUUGUGAAAGGAACGGCCACAGGUUUCACUCAGGAGCAACUUACAGAGAGAACUGUAAUUUAUGUACAUGUGGUCAGAAUGGGCGUUGGGAAUGUGAGCAUCAUGCCUGUCUGAUAGAAGAUGACAUGAUCCAGGAAAUCAACAGAAGAGGUUAUGGCUGGAGGGCAGCUAACUACAGUCAGUUCUGGGGUAUGACUCUUGACGAGGGUCUGCGGUUCCGUCUGGGCACACAGCGCCCCUCAAGGACCAUUAUGAACAUGAAUGAAAUCCAGAUGAACAUGAAUGGAAACGAUCAUCUGCCAAGUUAUUUCAAUGCAGCAGACAAAUGGCCUGGCAAAAUUCAUGAGCCCCUGGACCAGGGCAACUGUAAUGCGUCCUGGGCCUUUUCGACCGCAGCUGUUGCAUCAGACCGGAUCUCUAUUCAAUCAAUGGGUCACAUGACCCCUCAGCUCUCGCCUCAGAAUCUGAUUUCCUGUGACAGGCGUCACCAGGAUGGCUGUGCCGGUGGCCGUAUAGAUGGAGCUUGGUGGUACCUGAGGCGAAGAGGGGUUGUGACAGAGGAGUGUUACCCCUUCUCUUCACCCCAGCAAACCCCUGCUGAGUUUGCCCGUUGUAUGAUGCAGAGUCGAGCAGUGGGCAGAGGAAAGAGGCAGGCCACAGCACACUGUCCCAACAGUCACAGCUACCACAAUGAUAUCUAUCAGUCAACUCCACCGUACAGGCUGUCUUCUAAUGAGAAGGAGAUUAUGAAAGAGAUUAUGGAUAAUGGCCCUGUGCAAGCCAUCAUGGAGGUUCAUGAGGAUUUCUUUGUGUAUAAGAGUGGAAUUUACAGACAUACAGAUGUGAAUUACCACAAAUCAACACAGUACCGCAAACAUGCAGCACACUCCGUCAGGAUAACGGGAUGGGGAGAGGACAGGGACUACAAUGGUAGAACACACAAGUACUGGAUUGCAGCCAAUUCGUGGGGAAAGAACUGGGGUGAGGAUGGCUACUUCCGCAUCGCUCGUGGUGUAAAUGAGUGUGAGAUCGAGGCCUUUGUGAUUGGGGUGUGGGGCAGGGUAAACAUGGAGGACAUGCACAACCAUCACCACCAUCAUGGACGACGCAAGUAGAGCAGUGAGAUCUUCUGCAGUUGGGUCUCUGUGCACCUCAGUGCUUGAUUUAUACCAUACAAAAAGUCAAUCAGGUCUAUGGCAGGUUUGGGUCUGAUUUCCACCAAACUGAUAAACCCCAGUGCCUUUUAUGUAUGUCAGUACAAGUAGCUGUUUACACUAUAUGCAUAACAGUUUUAGUUCUUCAAAGUGUUUAGUAGGAGAAAUUGGUGGCAAAUAAUUUUAACAUUUGUGGAAACUGUAAAUAUCAGCAGUCUUAUUGGUGGAAACUUGCUCAUUACACCAAUAAGUGUCCCCAAUUGGACCCUAAAGAAAAAAGAAAAAACAGCCACAGGACUCAAAAGCACUCAGGGUUCAGUAUUCCAAAGAUAAAUUACAUAGGCACACAGGCACUCUGCAUCACAAUUUCAUAAAAUAUCAAUUAUAGUGAUAUUAGGAUGUGUCUUAAGCUCUGUGUGGGGGUUUUCCUACUUUUGGAAAGGCAUGUCUUGUCUCAUAGAAUCAGAUUAUUUUGUAAUCAUUCAUUUAGGUAGUGAGACCGAAAGCACUCCAUACAUUAAUUGGCUCUAUAACUCUACUCUCUCCUCUCCACCAAUAGCUGGUGUGUGGUGAGCGUACUGGCGCACUAUGGCUGCCGUCGCAUCAUCCAGGUGGAUGCUGCACACUGGUGGUGGUUGAGAAGAGUCCCCUGUUCACUAUGUAUAGCACUUUGAGUGUAGUGUCAGAAAAGCGCUAUAUAAAUGUAACGUUCAUUCAUUCAUUUAAGGGAUAGAAGGAUGGUUGCAAAAACAAAAGGGGGGAAGAGGAUGGUUUUAGGAUCAAUAAUUUAUUCUGAAAAUACCCUAGAUUAGAUUCAUUAAACAUAUGUCUGCAUUACAUAGAGAUAGUUAUUUUAUAAUUCUUUUUAAGCAUUUCUGUAAAGUCAGUCUGUAAAGAACCACUCCAGUCAAAAAUAUUGGACAUUUCAGAUUAUGUUGGCUGUUACAUAAUCACUUGUAAAUUCCAAACAAGUGUCUUACACUCCUUUUGGAAUGUAAAUUUAGCAAACAAACCACAAUGUUUUAAUUAAAAAAAAUUUUUACAAAGGCCAUGAUAUUUGUUUGUCAUACCGCCACCUGACAUGUGCUAGAUUUAUUUGAAAUGUAAUUCAACAGUUCAACUCAUGUUUAUCAUUGGAACCUUUGGUUGAAAUCAUUAGGGUUAUUGUGUAUUGGGUAUAUUGCACUGGAAUAUAUGUGUAAACAUUUGUAAGUAAAAUACCUCUAAUUCAGUGUAACAACAAAAGCGGCUUUUUCCAAGCCUUAAGCUAUUGUAUUCUAUAAACUAAUCUGUCUAUACAAAAAUGUUUUUUCUUGUAUCUGUUUAAAUUUUUUAAUUAAUUACCAUGACCAGUACUAUUAAAAAAUACAUUUUAUUUCUGUUCAUUUACAAAAGAAAAUAGUUUUUGAUUUGACAUUUUAAAAUGUUGAAAAUUAACUAAUACCAUAGGGGCAAAAGUGAACAACAUCUCUCUGUAUGUGGGGUUUGGGUACAAUGCUGAAUAAUUUUUUGUCUUAUGUAAAUCAGAAAAAAAUCAUAUUGCAUGACAUUAUAGAGCCUUCACUUCACAAAUAUAUAUACUGUGUAUGGGGAUUAGUGUGUGUUAAACAUAAGUUACAUAUUGCUACUAGGGCAAUACUUAAAAUAUGCUUCAAUGCAUAUUAUUAGUUUCAGCCAAUUUGUUUCACGCAUGCAGCAGGUUAUUAUAGAGCAGAGUUCUAAGCAAGUCCAUCUGCUGACUUUGAAAAUGAUAAUGAUGACAUGCCUAUAAUUCAAAUGCAAUAUAAAAGGCAUUUCAUUCAGCAAUACUCUCACAGACAGGAAGACUGUUUAGAUGCAUAUUUUAGGAACAGAUGUUGUAUUCUUCCCUCUGGUCAAUCAGUAUUCAGUUAAAUGUCUUUAACCAGUCAUGCAAGAAGUUUCCAUUUAAAUGACACAGUAAUAUACAGGUGAGUGAGUCCAGUAAAUGGGCUUAUAUCAUGCAUAGUACAUGAAAAGUGGCUAAGGGCAAGACUUUACAUUGAGAUUCAUUUAAUAUACAGAACAUUGUUCUGUGCCCAGUCUGUAUCUUUCUUAUUCAAACUUAUUCUUACAUCUCCCUUCAGUUCUUUCUUCCAUCAUUGUAAUUAUGAAUGAAUACUUUUAUGUUAAGAACAAAGUUUGUAAAUAAUGCAUCUUUGGUUACUACUGUCCAAUGUGUGUUACCAUUUUAUCUCUUAUAUUGUCUAUACACAAUGCAAACCACUGUAUUGUUCACUUGUUUGAUGCAAUAAAAGCCCUACAGCCCACUUAA